Molecule: messenger RNA, 267 nt
Organism: Funneliformis mosseae
Lineage: Eukaryota; Fungi; Glomeromycota; Glomeromycetes; Glomerales; Glomeraceae
Source: the annotation of a GenBank genome assembly
AUGACUUCUCAAAGCAGUAAUCUUAGUAAUUAUGGACAAGGUAUGGUCGCUUACCCUCAAAUCCCUGUCAAUAAUAUGUAUUUCCAAGAGCAACAAAUUCAAAUACCCGACACCGCUUACUUUUAUGGACAGCAAAUGAUUCCAAUGCAUGACGAGAUAAUAGCAACUUCAAGUGGUGAUAACCAAAUGUCUUCAGCGCAAAAUAUUGAUAAUGUUUUAGAAAAUUUUAAACAUGAUAUAAUUCAGUUCCGUCUUUUAUUAGGAUAA